Exophiala mesophila is the source of this 3288-nucleotide messenger RNA. RefSeq lists its product as uncharacterized. Bases 166 to 3099 code for a protein of 977 amino acids. Gene Ontology annotation, biological process: maintenance of protein localization in endoplasmic reticulum. NCBI's taxonomy places the organism in Eukaryota, Fungi, Ascomycota, Eurotiomycetes, Chaetothyriales, Herpotrichiellaceae. Gene Ontology annotation, cellular component: endoplasmic reticulum membrane. The transcript has a single exon. The record is from RefSeq and is a predicted model, not a curated record.
GUUGGCCUCUCAACUACAGUAUCGCACAACCACGGGAGCCAUCUGCAGUCCUUACUGUCAUGUUCUAGCCUCUCGUCGUUGAUCCUGUUUGUCACAAAGUCAGGUCCCCCCCUUUGUCACCAUGUCCUGAACAAUGGCGACUGGUUCCAGACAUACCCUUCCAUCAUGGACGGAGCAGUCGCGACAGAACCCCCAGUUGUUAAUAACGCCUCCUUCGAUCGCGAGCCCUUGACCGUCCUCGAUGGUCUGAAUGGCUCAAUGUCACUAGCCUUGCCUCUGAAACGCACCGCCGACCCUCACGAACUCCAUACGAAGACCGACCCUCAUACAGAUUUAGAGGAUGCGGAAUCCAAUCCUCAAGAUCGCGCCUGGGCGGAGGAGUCGUGGCAAGCCCGCAAUGGAUUGAACACUAGACAAGCAGAUCCUCGAUACAACAGAGAGGCACCGGGUGUUGGGCUUGUAGGCACAAAGAGACAAAUUCCUGUCUAUCAUACCUUCCCGGAGAAUGACCUGCCAGUCAAGAAUGAUCCCUGCGCCGACGACAAUACCCCGAGGAAUAUCCCACCAGAGGCCAAGACAUCGCCAUCAGAUGUGCAUGAUGAUCGAAUUCUAAAGCUGUCGUCAGAUCAGUUAGAGGAGCUGACUUCCACGCCAGAGUCUUUGCCACUCCACCCAGUUCCUCGCCGUCAAUCCCAAGCAUAUGCCGUACUUGAGCCCGAUCAGACAUCCCUUCCCCCGACGGCAACUUCAGCCCACCCUGUUAGCUUCGCCACUGACGAUGAUGUUUUCUCGCCUCUCAAGCAGAUUGAUACCAUGUUGCUGGUUCAGUCGCAACAAGGCGGCACGAAGAACCAUCGUCGUCUUACAGUCGAGACCACCGGACACAUCCCUCAGCCAAAUCAAGCUUCCGCCUUGAGGCCUCCGCCACCGCCGCGGUCUGCAUCCACUCCAGGCCAGAUCAAAAGUCCCAAAUCACCCCCAAGACAUGAGCGCCCUCGCCCAAGCCUGAAGCCCCCUAUCUCAUCAGCACAUGUCGAUGCAAGACAGAGCAGAAGAAAUUCAUCCACUACCCGUCCCUUACCUUCUCCUAUGCCCACUUCACUACCUCUCCCGCCCUUGUCAAUACCUACAUACUUACAACUGGAACUCUCCUCGCAACGACCUUCGCAGUUGUAUCUCCACCAAUCCACUGCGACGGAAUUCCCAUAUGAAUCUUCGAGCGCAAAGAUCGAGCGUCUACUCAACUUCUUACUACUCCCCCCACACUUGGAGAGUGUGUUGUGGUUCGGCACUCUGGCAUGUCUCGACGCCUGGCUCUACACCUUUACGAUCCUUCCGCUGAGAUUGUUCAAAUCCUUUUACAUCCUCGCCAAAUCUUGGGCGACCAACUUGAUGAAGGAAUCAUCUUACAUCUCAGGAUUCGUGUAUAGUGGUGCCGGGCGCAUGUGGAAUAGAAGGCGAAGCAGCGUUGCCCCUCGGGUUUCAAAGAAGACAUCCACGGGUGCUGAUGAGCAUCAAGCCCCUCCCCCUCUCACACCUCACAACCGCCGAUAUCCUCGUCAUCAUCACAGGACAAAGUCUGUUCCUUCCACUCUCCUGCCUGAUGACAAGGCAGAUAUGCUCAAGGGCUUCUUGAUUAUAUGCACUUGUCUCAUCCUUCUCAGAUUCGAUGCCAGCCGCAUGUAUCAUUGGAUCCGUGGCCAAGCCGCCAUCAAGCUCUAUGUCAUCUAUAAUCUCCUCGAAGUUUGUGACCGCCUGUUUUCUGCCAUUGGACAGGAUGUGUUGGAAUGUCUCUUUUCCCGAGAAACACUUGAACGCAAGCCCGAUGGCCAUAGCAAGAUAUUGCGACCCCUGUGGUUGUUUUUUGUGGCUCUCAUCUACACGGUGAUUCAUUCGACGGCCCUAUUCUAUCAAGUUAUCACAUUGAACGUUGCAGUCAAUUCCUAUUCGAAUGCACUUAUCACGCUUUUGAUGUCGAACCAAUUUGUGGAAAUCAAGUCGACAGUUUUCAAAAAAUUUGAAAAGGAGAACUUGUUCCAGCUUACAUGUGCCGACGUGGUGGAACGGUUCCAACUCUGGCAUAUGCUAGUCAUCAUAGCGUCACGCAACAUUGUUGAGACGGGUGGAUUGACCUCUUGGAUCGAUGCCUUCUCCAUUGCCUCGCCAAGCACUUCAUCAGCCCUGCCCACUAAUAGCAGCAGCCCGGUGUCGAAUGCCGUUCCACCAGUCUCGGCAUCGUCAAUUAUUCCAAGGUCGUUCACGUUGGUACCCACACUUGUGUCGUCGAUAACAUCGUAUGCGCCAACGAUCAACCAAGUUCUCGGACCUUUCCUCAUUGUCUUGGGCUCGGAGAUGCUGGUGGACUGGUUGAAGCACGCCUACAUCAACAAGUUCAACAACACUCGCCCAGCCAUCUAUAAUCGUUUCCUUGACGUUCUGGCCAAGGACUACUACACGAAUGCGUUUGGAGAUCAAAACUUGACGAAGCGAUUGGGUCUGCCUGUCAUCCCGCUCAGUUGUCUCCUGAUUCGAGCAAGUGUGCAAACAUAUCAGAUGUUUGUGGCGUCUUGGGUUCCAUCAACGCCACCGGCUUCGUCGACCAGCCUCGAGAGCAUCCAUCAACAAUUUUCUACCUCACGCUCAACGAUGCCAAUGACAACCGGAGCGGCCAUCUCACGGACUGUUGACGACAUCAUCAAGGCGAUUCCUGCCGUGAUAACCCAAUCCCGCGUCGUCGGUCAAUUGCCUAAGAUCUUGACCUUUUUGCUCAUCUUUCUCCUCCUGUUAGCCUGCAAGCUUGUGUUGGGAAUGGUAUUGUUGACAUUCUCACGGGCACGGUACAGGUCGAUGAAGCAACGUGAAAAAGAAUCAGUGUAUCAGAUAGAAGGCGGGCGGCGGGUCGGGGGGUGGGGCAUGGUGGAAGUUGACGAUGACAAGCGACGGUGGAUCUAUGAUGAUGACCCUGCCGGCCUUCGAGCAUUGCGCGAAAAGGAGGAGCGUGAGAAGCAGAAGCAACAACGGGAAAAGGAAAGGGGGGUUGCCCCAGACAGCUUUGACAACGUGAGGCGCUAUGAAAUGGUUGCCAAGCGGAUUUGGUAGGACGACCGCCCUACGGCAUGGUGAGGCUUCCGUUAAAUAGAGGGAGCCUCUAGACUGGAUAUGUACGCAGAUUUGAUCCGCCUCGACGAGAGGGUCGGUCGGCAAUUGUACUACCACCAACAAGAGGACAGUACGCCUGCUGAGUUAAUUGUAGUAUGAAAAUUGUGACAAGCUAGCCGGAAGUUAGGC